Molecule: messenger RNA, 1735 nt
Organism: Drosophila eugracilis
Lineage: Eukaryota; Metazoa; Arthropoda; Insecta; Diptera; Drosophilidae
Product: 5-methylcytosine rRNA methyltransferase NSUN4
Exons: 1
Coding region: 72-1583 (503 amino acids)
Biological process (GO): rRNA methylation
Cellular component (GO): mitochondrial large ribosomal subunit
Molecular function (GO): methyltransferase activity
Source: RefSeq, a predicted model, not a curated record
CGAUAUCCCCAAAGAAACAUAUGAUUUGAUGUAAUCAUUUUGCCGGUUUCAACAGAGUUUGUAAAUAUAAAAUGUUAAAAGUACGCAGCAUAUCCCUGCUGCCCAGGCGGUGGAAGAGCGGAUCCAAAACGCGUUGGAAUGUUUUGCAAAACAAGAAGAACAACUGUGACCGGGCGCUAGAUAACUUUGAUGACUUCUAUGGAAGUGUUUAUGGCAGCCGAUGGAAGAACAUGCGGGCGGCUCUUCUCACAAGGCACAAGUACAUCGCCAUGGUCAACAAUUUUGGGGACACGGAGCAGACAUGUAGCAUGCUGGAGACAGAUGGAGCUAUCAACAUGAAGUCCUUAAUUAACCUGGCACAGGAUCGUCAAAGAGACAGCACGGAACCGAUGCCGGAGCAAGGAAAAUCCCGUCACGAAAUCGAAGGUAAAUUGGAUGAACUUCUACGAAAACAGCAGGAACGGGAAGUGGCGGCCAUUUACCCAAGUUCAGGAGAGGAUGGUUCAUCUGCACCACUGCCGCUGGAACUAAAGUUUGAUAACAUACAGGAAAAGCAGCCGGAGGAGUUCAAUAAUCCAUUCAAACAGAGCUUAACAAAGGCUUUGGAGGAGGAUGUUAAACUGGACGAGCACCGUUUGGUAGAUCCUCAGUUCGGCACUGGUGGUCUCUAUGAAUACAUGCCAGCCCAUAGCAUCAAAGGCAUGGAAGAUUGGGUGGCUGAAUCGGAGCAUUACAAGUACUACCAAACCAGCGCCGAUUUUCCACUCACAAUUGAACCGGAGGUUUCGUUUUAUUACCCUGAGCACCUCUCCCUGUACACCUAUGAAAUGGGAAACUGUUCUGACUUUAAGGGACCCAAGAAGUGCCUGACCGGCGUCCUCUCCCACUUCAUGAUGGAUGGGGCUUCGACUUUGCCACCACUUUUCCUGCAGGUUAAGCCUGGCGAGCGAGUGCUCGAUGCCUGUGCCUCUCCUGGCGGAAAAUCCCUGUUAAUGUUGCAAACACUUCACCUGGAUCAACUAGUCUGCAAUGACAUUCAAGAAUCCCGCCUGAACAAGCUACGUAAAGUGAUGCAGGAAUACCUCUUCGACUACAAGGACCGAUGGGCGGGUAAGCGUCUUAUUUUCAGUCAGAGCGAUGCCCGUAACCUGGACCAGUAUGAGCAGUUUGACAAGAUUCUGGUGGACGUGCCCUGCACCACGGAUCGACACGUGGUCAACGAACAGGACAACAAUAUAUUCAAACCGACGCGCAUCAAGGAACGAUUGAGGAUUCCAGAGCUCCAGGCAGGCAUCCUAGCUAACUGCCUCCGUCUAUUGCGACCAGGUGGUAGCUUAGUUUACUCCACCUGCUCGCUGUCGCCCAUUCAGAACGAUGGUGUAGUCCACAUGGCACUGCAGAAGGUAUUCACAGAGUACGGCAUAACGGCUACUAUCAAGGAUCUAAGUCAGCAUACAGCCCUCUUUAGCGAUGUCUUUAAAUUUGAGCACCCAAAGGGUCUUAAGUAUGGACAGAUGGUAGUACCCUAUCUUCCGGCUAACUUUGGACCCAUGUAUUUCAGUAAAAUAACAAGAAAUAUGUGAAUAAUGGAAUUAGAAAAGUUAAAUAGGAAUAAACUAAGGGACAGACUUUUUAAAAGUUAUGUUCUUUAUGCUACAUUUUGCUUUAAAGUGGGCAUAUAACCAACAUGAAACUACAUUUUCUAAGAAUAAAUGAAACUGCUUUAAAAUAAAAA